This is a messenger RNA of Penicillium diatomitis, 2676 nucleotides long. RefSeq names its product UBA/TS-N domain protein. The coding region runs from base 1 to 2676 and encodes 891 amino acids. Gene Ontology annotation, biological process: clathrin-dependent endocytosis; clathrin coat disassembly. The record is from RefSeq and is a predicted model, not a curated record. NCBI's taxonomy places the organism in Eukaryota, Fungi, Ascomycota, Eurotiomycetes, Eurotiales, Aspergillaceae. Gene Ontology annotation, cellular component: intracellular membrane-bounded organelle; vesicle; cytoplasm. Gene Ontology annotation, molecular function: clathrin binding. The transcript is spliced from 2 exons.
AUGGACGACCUCAGCGGGCUGAGCUGGAAUCCCAGCUCGAAUACAACCAACAACAAACCUCAGCCAAUGAGUUCUGGCUCGAUGAUGUCAAGUAUCCGACACAAUGCAGCUUCCGGUCAAGCAACACCUAUGUCCGUGGGUUCGAACCGAUCUAAUUCGCCGUACAAGCCCUCUGCGUCCGCGGGAGACAGCUUCGCAAAUCUAGUCUCUUUCAACACUUCGGCGACCACGAAGAACAUGUCGCUACUUGAACAGCAGAAGCGAUUACAGGAAGAGAAAGCUAAGAAAGCGGCAGCGGACCGGCAGCGAUAUGAAGCCCAGUACGGUGGUCAGAACGCACAAUUCUGGGACACGCUGGAACACGGCCGUACCCCGAGCCCAGCAACAGCUGCGAACGCCAAGGUCACUUUACCGGCAGCCGAUGAAGAGGAUGAUAUACUAGCAGCAUUCAGCGCCACGGCGCCUGUGGAUGCAUCCACCAAUUUUCCCAUACCGAGCUCGAAUCCGUCCCCCGCACCCAGCAGAGGACAAGCGACGCAGGGCAAUCUUGGAGGCAUGGGCAUGAUUGGUGAUGAUGAUGACGACGAUCCGUUUGGACUUAGUCAGUUGAAGCCUAAACAAGCGCCUGCUUCAUCACGUUCUACAGUCGAUGACAAUGACGAUUUCCUUGGAUUGCUAGGAAAACCAGUCUCAGCGAUGCCCCGUGCGCAAUCACCACGCCAGGAAACCGAAUCACGAUUGGAGCCGAAAGAUGCACGGCAAGCUUCGAAGCCUUCAAACCAAUUAGAUCGUGCUAUUGCCGAGUUGGUGGACAUGGGGUUUCCAGCGGAGAAAUCGCGAGAAGCCUUAAUGACGACGGAAUCAGGAACGGAUGUCCAGGCGGCCGUCAGUUUGCUUCUCACCCAAGCGCAUGCCGAGACAAGGCAGAAGUCUCAAGGGCGAUCUCCAGGCGCCCCUCAAUCGCAUAGCCGUGCCGGUAGGACAGACGGACCCAGUGGCGAUGGUCCUGCGUGGAUGAGGGAGGGUAGGUCACAGCCUACUCGACCGCGAGACGACAGCCGAGGUCGUGGUGCUGGAGAAAAAGAUCCUGCGCAAAUCGCGUCGCAGCUGGGCAACAACUUUUUGAAGACGGCCGGAUCUCUAUGGAAAACUGGGAGUAAGAAAUUUCAGCAAGCUGUUAAUGAGUUCAACGCAGAUCAUGAUCCCAGUCAGCCCAAAUGGAUGAGGGACACAUCUGUGGCCCGUGAGCAGCCACCCCAAGAACAAGCUCAACGCGGAGGCCGAAGAGAGCACGCACAGGUAGAGCCACAAAACUUCACCAACGAAGCACUUCUCCUGGAAGCACGAGACUCUGGACCGGCAAGGAAACCAACGCAGUCCCAAGAUCGUGGCCUAUCCGGCCCGGUCCGUAACCCCACCGAUCGUCAACCUUCGCCCGCCAUGCAAAACACCCAACAGGCGAAUUUCCUCCAGCGACCUUCUCGGCCCAGCUCUACAGAUUCAAAGCCGCGUGCUUCCAGGUUUGCCGCCGAAGAGCAGUCAGCGCAGGCUUAUGUUAGCCCAGCGAGACGGCGACGGCCUCAACCCCCACCUAAAGAAGUCGAGCCCACUGUCGAUCUCUUUUCCUCCCCGAUACCCACAGCAAAACAAUCAAGUAGCAGCCCGCAGCCCCCUGCCCGAUCACCACCGGCGCGCUCAGCUGCCAUUCCCAUACGCGCAAAGGUUUCAGCCCGGUCUGUUCCACCCGUAUCCGCGGAGGCACUUCAAUCAACCCAUCGCCACCGCGAGCUGGCUGCAGCUGCAUACAAGCGCGGUGACUAUGCAACUGCGCACCAAAGCUUCUCAACUGCUCUAACGAUGCUCCCUGAUCAGCACCCUAUCACGAUCAUUAUCAGAAGCAACCGAGCAAUGACUGCACUCAAGAUAGGAGAGCCUAAAGCUGCCAUCGAUGAUGCGGACAUAAUUCUGAAUCUAAUUGGAUCAUCAAAGGGCGAGGACGAGACCAUAGAUCUGGGGAAUGGCGAGGCUCCCAAGCCCAUGAAAGACUUUUUUGGAAAGGCGCUCAUGCGUAAGGCCGAGGCUCUUGAACAGCUCGAACGAUGGGCAGAUGCCGCAUACGCAUGGAAGUCGGCUGUGGAGUCAGGACAUGGCGGGGGCACCAGCAUUCAAGGGAGGAAUCGAUGCGAAAAAGCUGCUGGAAUCGGCAAACCCCCAACAGCGCCUUCAGCCCCUGCCCGGAAACGGCCAACUCCUGCGCCCAAGCGGGCCGCUGCGUUGUCUGAUCUACAUGGCGGCGCAGGUGAAGAUUCGGAGGCUGUCAGUCGACUACGGCAAGCCAACAAAGCAGCGGAACGUGCUGACGAAGAACGGUUCGCGCUCACUGAAAGCGUUGACGCCAAGAUUGCUGCAUGGAGAAAUGGCAAGCAGGAUAAUCUUCGCGCUCUACUUGGAAGCUUGGAUACGGUGCUUUGGCCCGAAUCAGGAUGGAAAAAGAUCGGCUUGUCUGAAUUGGUUCUGCCAAACAAGGUCAAAAUUCAGUAUAUGAAGGGGAUAGGAAAGGUCCAUCCCGACAAGAUAUCCACGAAUGCUACUACUGAGCAGCGAAUGAUUGCAGGUGCUGUAUUUGGAACACUCAAUGAGGCUUGGGACAAGUUCCGAGCAGAGAACAACCUGUGA